Hypomesus transpacificus is the source of this 3183-nucleotide messenger RNA. RefSeq names its product ATPase H+ transporting V0 subunit a2b (gene atp6v0a2b). Lineage: Eukaryota; Metazoa; Chordata; Actinopteri; Osmeriformes; Osmeridae. The transcript is spliced from 21 exons. Gene Ontology annotation, biological process: vacuolar acidification; proton transmembrane transport. Gene Ontology annotation, cellular component: plasma membrane; vacuolar proton-transporting V-type ATPase, V0 domain; vacuolar proton-transporting V-type ATPase complex. Gene Ontology annotation, molecular function: proton-transporting ATPase activity, rotational mechanism; ATPase binding. The coding region runs from base 437 to 2977 and encodes 846 amino acids. The record is from RefSeq and is a predicted model, not a curated record.
GCGCAGAAUCGUAAGAAGUUUGCCCUGUUGGCCGUCCACUCACUACGUCUGACUUUACGACAACAGCUUUGAGGGGAACGUGUGAUAUGACGUGGAGGUAGUGUUAGCUUCGAUAUCUUUCGAUAACCUAUAAUGGAAAAAACUCUUUGUGAGAGCAGCUUGAUUUAGUGUCACAGUUUGCCAUCAUCAUCAUCACAGGUAGGUAGUUUUUACCAGGAACACAAACCCAGAAGACGGGGAAAUCUACUCUCUUCAUCAUGGACUCAUCCACCUAGCUAAGCGGUAGCCUAGAUAGCUUGCUAAUCAACUGGUGUGGAAUCUGCGAACGAUGACUUUUCCUGUCAGAAACAUCUUAAGGUUUUGCUGGAGACGUCACCUAUCUGCCGAUGAUUGACAGGGCAGAUCUUGCUUGAAGAAGAGAAGGCGAGCUGUCAAAAUGGGCUCGUUGUUCCGAAGUGAAGAGAUGUGUUUGGCCCAGCUGUUUCUGCAGUCAGGUUCAGCAUACGACUGUAUCAGCGAACUAGGAGAAAUGGGCCUUGUAGAAUUCAGAGACCUCAAUCCUAGUGUCAACUCCUUUCAACGGAAAUUCGUCAGCGAGGUCAAAAAAUGUGAAGAAAUGGAAAGAAUUCUAGGUUACCUUUUGAGGGAGAUCAAGAGGGCCGGUAUCCCCCUGCCCGAGGACGAGGUGAACCCAGUGGCCCCUCUACCCAAGCACGUCCUGGUCAUCAUGGAGCAGCUGCAGAGGCUGGAGGUGGAGCUUGGUGAGGUCACCAGGAACAAGGAGAAGCUGCAGAAGAACCUUCUGGAACUGACGGAGUACACGCACAUGCUACGCAUCACACGUAACUUUGUGCACCGAAGCGUCGAGCGAGAGCCCAUGCAGGCCCAGUAUGAGGAGUUCCCCUUCCUGGAGAAGGACGCCAUGAUGGACUACACCAGCAUGCAGAGGCUAGGGGCCAAGUUAGGGUUUAUCUCGGGGCUGAUUCAGAGGGUGAAGAUCGAGGCGUUUGAGCGCAUGCUGUGGAGAGUGUGUAAGGGUUACACUAUACUCAGCUACUGUGAGAUCGACGAAUAUCUGGAGGAUCCCCACACAGGGGAGCUGACCAAAAGCGUGGUGUUCCUCAUCUCCUACUGGGGAGAGCAGAUUGGACAGAAGGUCAAGAAGAUCUGUGACUGCUACCACUGUCACCUGUAUCCGUACCCCAACAGCAAUGAGGAGAGGACCGACGUGGUGGAGGGCCUGAGGACUCGUAUCCAGGACCUGCACACUGUACUGCACAGGACGGAGGACUACCUGAGACAGGUGCUCAACAAGGCCUCUGAGUCCGUCUACACCUGGGUGAUCCAGGUGAAGAAGAUGAAGGCCAUCUACCACAUCCUCAACCUCUGCAGCUUCGACGUCACCAACAAAUGCCUCAUCGCUGAGGUGUGGUGUCCAGUCAACGACCUUCCGGCCCUGAGGGGGGCGCUAGAGGAAGGCUCGAGGAAGAGUGGAGCCACGGUGCCUUCCUUCGUCAACCGUAUCCCUAGCAACGACACUCCGCCCACGCUGGUACGGACCAAUAAGUUCACCUCUGGCUUCCAGAACAUAGUGGAGGCCUACGGGGUUGGAACCUACAGAGAAGUCAACCCAACCCCGUAUACGAUCAUCACGUUCCCCUUCCUGUUUGCGGUGAUGUUUGGGGACCUGGGUCACGGCGUGAUCAUGUCUCUGUUUGCCUUCUGGAUGGUUCUGUACGAGAACAACCGCAAACUGAAGCGCACCAGGAACGAAAUCUGGAACAUCCUGUUUGAGGGCCGCUACAUCAUCUUCAUGAUGGGGCUGUUCUCCAUUUACACGGGCCUCAUCUACAACGACUGCUUCUCCAAGUCCCUCAACAUCUUUGGCUCGGGCUGGAGCGUGGGGGCCAUGUACAGGGGCGGAGUGUGGUCGGAAGCUGUGGUCAGGGGCAGUUCUACUCUUUCCCUUGAUCCCAACGUCACAGGCGUCUUCAAGGGACCCUACCCUCUAGGCAUCGACCCGAUCUGGAACUUGGCAUCCAACCGCCUCACGUUCCUCAACUCCUACAAGAUGAAGAUGUCUGUGAUCCUGGGGAUCUGCCAGCUCAGCUUCGGGGUGGUCCUCGGCGUCUUCAACCACCUGCACUUUAGGAACAGGUUCAACAUCAUCUUGGUCUUCAUCCCAGAGCUGCUCUUCCUGCUGUGUCUGUUUGGCUACCUGGUCUUCAUGAUCGUCUACAAGUGGCUGGCCUUCUCUGCGCACACCUCCAGAGACGCCCCCAGCAUCCUCAUCCACUUCAUCAACAUGUUCGUCAUGCAGGACAACGGUGUGCAGCCCCUCUUCCCAGGACAGAGAGGUCUCCAGGGGUUCCUGCUGGUUGUUGCCAUGCUAAGCGUGCCUGUGCUGUUGCUAGGGAAACCGGUCUACCUCUACUGGCUGCACAACGGCAGCACCCGCCUGGGGAUGUACAGGGGCUACGAGCGUGUGCGUCGCGGCAGUGAGGAGGAGCUGUCCCUGCUGAGGGCCAGUGACAUGGAGGAGGGCAGCGAUCUGUCCAGCAGCAAAGACACGCAAGCACAGGAGUUUGACUUUGCGGAUGCGUUCCUGCACCAGGCUAUCCACACGAUAGAGUACUGCCUGGGCUGCAUCUCCAACACAGCCUCCUACCUGAGGCUCUGGGCCCUCAGCCUGGCACAUGCCCAGCUGUCAGAGGUGCUGUGGUCCAUGGUGAUGCGUGUGGGUCUCCAUAUGGACACCAGCCUGGGGAUUGCGUUUCUGGUGCCUCUGUUUGGGCUGUUUGCCGUCCUCACUGUGUCCAUCCUGCUGGUCAUGGAGGGGCUGUCGGCCUUCCUCCACGCCCUCAGACUGCACUGGGUGGAGUUCCAGAAUAAGUUCUACAGCGGUGCAGGAUUCAAGUUUAUUCCCUUUGCCUUCUCCCUGCUGCCCUCCAGCUUCGAGCAUGACGGCUUGCUGUGAAGGAGCUCCGACGCCCUGCACACAAACACAGCCAGGACAGCUCCACGGACACAAUGCUCACACUUUCUUUUGUACUAUUCGCACUGACUGCCUUAUAGAAGUACAACCAAAUGUUAGCAUAUUUUGCUCUGUUUUCAGUGUGUGGAUAUUGACGUGUAAGGAUUUUUUUUUCUUCUACAUUUUGCAAAACGGAAGAAAAAAAGAAU